AUGUCGUCCUCGGGAGCUCGCUCAGGCGAGCGCAUGAUUCACCAGGACUUCAUUGCGCGAAUCCGCUUCUCCAAUGCCCUGCCUCCGCCGCCGAAUCCCCCGAAGCUGCUCGAUAUCCCCAACACCGGCCUCGCGAGCGGCCAGUACACGACGCCUGGGUUUGCAUCACGUCUGGCGCGAGAACAGCCGCUGAACAUUGAGGCCGAUGCAGAGCUGGGUAUGCCACUUGAUCUGGUGGGCAUGCCAGGCGUGUUUGAUGGAGAUGAACGAUCAAUCCAAGCAUCAUCACAGCCAUUAGCCAUCCACCCUCACGAUCGAGCCCUCCUGAGACCUAUUGCGGCCCUUGGUAAGCCCAAGGUCGCCGAAGCAAACGUCUCCUUCCUCCGCCGAACAGAAUACAUCUCGUCCCUGGUGCCGAAACGAUUCGAGGCGAAUCAUCCUAGAGCGCUGUUGGCCAAGAAUCGACGACCAGUCAAACGCCCAGAAGCAGCCGCCGACUCACCCCAGGUCAUCAAACGCAAGAUCGACAAGGGCUUCGAGCUUGCGGAACAAGAUCUCAAGGACCCCAAGCGUGUCAAGCAUCCUUCCAAAAAGCACCUCAAGCUCGUCGAAGCGGUGCCCCUGCUGCCCGACCUGGACGCGUUCCCCGACUCCGGUGCUUAUGUCACCAUCAAAUUCCUCACGAACCCCGUCUCGAGCUCCAACGAGUAUGAUAAUCGUCUCCGCAGCGGUUUGUUCAGGCCGAUAGACCGCACGCCCGCCGAGGAAGCGGCUCUUGAAGCAGCUAUGGAAGCCUACGCGCAGGAUCCCGCCAACAACCCCAAGCCGGCCAACCUGAUGAACUACGACUUCUACCUUGGCCAGACUCGUGCUGAUGCGGACCGCUUCCGCCGCAAGUUUGACGUUGAUGACCCCAGCCAUGAUGAUGAAGACCUGUACACCCACAAGGCCGACACGGGUGGCUACUUUCAGUUUAACAGGAUCAGGGCGUAUGAGACGGCUCAGGAGACGGAGCUCGAUCACCCAACCAAGUACGAAGACGAAAUUAUUCUCGCUUUCAACGAUGACGAGACCUUCCCCAAGCAAAAGGCCAUGUACUACUACCCCAUCAUGCAAAAAUCAACCAUCAGGCCCCAGCGUACCAAGAACAUUGCGCGCACAAACUAUGGUCUUUCUGAGGACGACGAGGCGCAAGUGGUCGACCAGCUGGAUCUUACCGUUGAUGAUCCCACGGAGGAGAUGAGGAGCGCCAUGAAGAUGUACUCACGGCAUCCUCUUGGAUGGGAGCAGGACGAGGGCGGUGAUGAGCAGCAACAUGUGGAGCAGUCCAUUGAGGAGGCUGAUGUCGAUGCCGAUGGCGAAGAGGCCGAGCGUAAUGGUGCUUCAAGCCCGGUUGGAGGACAGGACCGGUCUCCUUCUGCGGACCAUGACGCUGAAGGUGAUGAGGAUGAUGAUGAGGAUUGA
Molecule: messenger RNA, 1464 nt
Organism: Trichoderma harzianum CBS 226.95
Lineage: Eukaryota; Fungi; Ascomycota; Sordariomycetes; Hypocreales; Hypocreaceae
Exons: 2
Coding region: 1-1464 (487 amino acids)
Biological process (GO): transcription elongation by RNA polymerase II
Cellular component (GO): Cdc73/Paf1 complex
Molecular function (GO): RNA polymerase II complex binding; chromatin binding
Source: RefSeq, a predicted model, not a curated record